UACAGAUAACAGAUUCCUAUAUUAUUGCUACAUAUAACUUGAAUUCUAUGACCUGUUUAAUGUUUAAAUUAAUUAUCAUCAUACUCUCGUUUUCUGUUCUUCGUGUUUGUUCACACCUUCCUCUGAGCAUCUCAUUUCAUUCUCCAGAAUGUCGUACGCAUACCUCUUCAAAUACAUAAUCAUCGGAGACACAGGAGUUGGCAAAUCAUGUCUUCUUUUACAGUUCACAGACAAGCGGUUCCAACCAGUGCAUGAUUUAACUAUUGGGGUUGAAUUUGGUGCUAGAAUGAUCACAAUUGAUAAUAAGUCAAUAAAGCUGCAAAUAUGGGACACGGCUGGUCAAGAAUCUUUCAGAUCAAUUACAAGGUCAUAUUACAGAGGGGCUGCAGGUGCUUUGCUAGUCUACGAUAUAACCAGGAGGGAAACUUUUAAUCAUUUGGCUAGCUGGCUUGAAGAUGCAAGGCAGCAUGCAAAUGCAAACAUGACAAUUAUGCUUAUUGGUAACAAGUGUGACCUUGCUCAUAGAAGGGCAGUGAGUACAGAAGAAGGUGAACAAUUUGCCAAGGAGAAUGGGUUGAUAUUCAUGGAAGCCUCUGCAAAAACUGCUCAGAAUGUUGAAGAGGCGUUCAUAAGCACAGCUGCUACAAUUUAUAAGAAGAUUCAGGAAGGGGUCUUUGAUGUUUCAAAUGAGUCUUAUGGAAUAAAAGUUGGAUAUGGAGGAAUCCCUGGCCCAUCAGGAGGCAGAGAUGGCUCUGCUUCUCAAGCAGGAGGCUGUUGCAGUUGAGAUUUGAAAACCCACUUACCAAGUCAGAUAGCUCUUACUUUUUCCAUUCUGAUAGUAUAUUCUCUGUUUGUUGAAUCUUAUUAGUUGUUUCGACUAUAGGAACCAAAUCAACGAAUUAAUCCAAUAUGGAAAUGUGAUAUAGUUGUAUAAUUCCCUUUGGUUUGUUCUUGUUAAUUGUUACUUGGCUUGUAAAUCUGGUAUUCCAUUUAGUGAUAUAGUGAAGCUUGUUCUUGUUAGUGAAGUUGUA
Molecule: messenger RNA, 1031 nt
Organism: Nelumbo nucifera (sacred lotus)
Lineage: Eukaryota; Viridiplantae; Streptophyta; Magnoliopsida; Proteales; Nelumbonaceae
Product: ras-related protein RABB1c-like
Molecular function (GO): GTP binding; GTPase activity
Source: RefSeq, a predicted model, not a curated record